GACCCGAAGAGUCCCCCGAAACAGCAAGCACACAAAAGCCUCUUGCUCGCCGGGGAGAUCUCACUCCCACCCGCGGCCGCGGCGCUCACCACGCCCGCGGCGGCCAUGGAUUCGUCCGGCAAGACGCUGAUGGAUCUCAUCACCUCGGAUCCGUCGGCCGUCCCGGCCGCCGGGGCGUCGUCGCAGCAGUCGUCGUCGGGCGUCCCGCUGGGGAGGCCCGCGCCGGCGCCGGCGGAUCGCAAGACGAAGAAGGGGACCCUGAGCCAGAUCCAGAACGAGACCAUGGCGGCCGCCAAGGCGCUCAACAAGGCCCUCCCGCAGCGCAACAGGAAGAAAAAGCCCGUAUCGUACGCGCAGCUGGCGCGGAGCAUCCACGAGCUCGCAGCCACGUGCGACCAGAAAAGUUCUCAGAGGCAGCUUGUGAAUAGUGUAUUCCCCAAGCUCGCGGUGUACAAUUCUGUGGAUCCUUCAGUGGCUCCAUCUCUUCUCAUGCUCCACCAGCAAUGUGAGGACAGAAAUGUUCUGCGCUAUGUAUACUAUUAUCUGGCUCGCAUACUGUCAGAUAAUGGUUCCCAAGGUUUAAGUGCUGCUGGUGGCAUACCUACCCCAAAUUGGGAUGCUCUUGCAGACAUUGAUGCUGCUGGAGGAGUGACUCGAGCAGAUGUUGUACCAAGAAUUCUUGAUCAGCUUUCAGCAGAAUCAACCAGCGACGAUGUUGAGUUUCAUGCUAGGAGACUUGCUGCUCUGAAGGCACUUACCUCCUCCUCCACAAGCAAUUCUGAGAUGUUGGAAAAACUCUACGAAAUUGUGUUCGGCAUUUUGGAAAAGGUGGCUGAUACUAAACAGAAACGAAAGAAAGGUAUUUUUACUAAGCAAGGAGGUGAUAAAGAGUCUAUUAUUCGGAGUAACUUGCAGUAUGCUUCUCUAAGUGCCCUGAGAAGGCUCCCACUUGAUCCUGGUAAUCCGGCCUUUCUGCACCGAGCUGUCCAAGGGGUUGAAUUUUCUGACCCAGUUGCAGUCAGACAUGCGUUGUCAAUAGUCUCUGAAAUUGCCGUGAGAGAUCCAUACUCUGUGGCGAUGGCGUUGGGCAAGAACGCACAGCCUGGUGGAGCUCUUCAGGAUAUCCUUCAUUUGCAUGAUGUUCUUGCCAGAGUUUACCUUGCAAAGUUAUGCCAUUCAAUUUCUAGGGCACGUGUAUUGGAUGAGAGGCCUGACAUAAAGUCGCAGUACAGUUCUCUCCUUUACCAACUUCUUCUGGACCCAAGUGACAGGGUCUGUUUUGAGGCCAUGCUCUGUGUGUUGGGAAAAGUUGACAACACAGAAAGCACGGAGGACAGAGCUGGUGGAUGGAUUCGGUUAACUAGAGAGAUUCUCAAACUACCUGAGGCCCCUUCUGUAGCAUCAAAGGGUAUUCUGUCAAAACCUGAAAAAUCUUCUAAAGCAAGGCGUCCUCAACCCCUCAUUAAACUUGUAAUGAGAAGAUUGGAGAGCUCUUUUCGUAGCUUCUCACGUCCUGUUCUUCAUGCCGCUGCAAGAGUAGUCCAGGAAAUGGGGAAGAGUAGAGCAGCUGCUUAUUCUUUAGGUGUUUAUGACGAGGCUGCCAACCUUCAAUCUUAUUCUGAUAAUGCCGAAUCUCUUGAUUCUGAUCUUAAUGAGAACUCACAACCUGAAGCUACUCGAAAGGCUAACCCACUAUCCAAUGGACAUGGUGGAAUGGACACAGUAGCAGGGUUAUUAGCAUCACUUAUGGAAGUAGUGCGGACAACUGUAGCAUGCGAGUGUGUAUAUGUUCGAGCAAUUAUCAUCAAAGCUUUGAUAUGGAUGCAAAACCCACAUGAAUCUUUUGAAGAACUGAAAUCUAUUAUUGCAUGUGAGCUGUCUGAUCCAGCCUGGCCUUCUUCUCUCCUGAAUGAUGUCCUAUUAACUCUACAUGCUAGGUUCAAGGCAACCCCUGAUAUGGCCGUCACUCUGCUUGAGAUUGCUAGAAUUUUUGCCACCAAAGUUCCUGGCAAGAUCGAUGCUGAUGUACUACAACUGCUGUGGAAGACAUGCCUUGUUGGAGCAGGACCAGAUGGAAAACAUACAGCUUUGGAGGCUGUAACAAUAGUCCUUGAUCUACCACCACCUCAACCUGGUUCAAUGUCUGGAUUCGCAUCUGUUGAUAUGGUAUCCGCCUCUGACCCAAAAUCAGCUAUGGCACUGCAAAGAUUAGUUCAAGCUGCGGUUUGGUUUCUAGGCGAAAAUGCAAACUAUGCUGCUUCUGAAUAUGCCUGGGAGUCUGCUACACCUCCUGGUACUGCACUAAUGAUGCUUGAUGCUGAUAAAAUGGUUGCUGCAGCUAGCUCUCGUAAUCCUACUCUUGCUAGUGCUUUGACACGUCUGCAAAGGUGUGCAUUUAGCGGUAGCUGGGAGAUCCGUAUUGCUUCUGUCCAAGCCUUAACCACCAUUGCAAUAAGGUCCGGUGAACCUUACAGACUGCAGAUAUAUGAGUUUCUUCAUGCUUUAGCUCUGGGGGGUGUACAAUCAAACUUUUCAGAAUUGCAGCUAAGUAAUGGGGAAAAUCAAGGUGCUAGUGGUACUGGUCUUGGAUCUUUGAUAAGUCCAAUGCUCAAGGUCCUGGAUGAAAUGUAUAGAGCUCAAGACGAUCUUGCUAGGGACAUCCGUCAGCAUGAUAAUAGUAAACAAGAAUGGAGUGAUGAUGAACUUAAGAAACUUUAUGAGACCCACGAGAGGCUUCUUGAUUUUGUUUCUUUGUUCUGUUUUGUUCCAAGGGCCAAAUAUUUGCCUUUAGGUCCUACCAGUGCCAAACUCAUUGAGAUCUACCGCAACCGGCAUAAUAUUAGUGCUUCUGGUGGUCUAACUGAUCCUGCUGUUGCCACUGGCAUAUCUGACCUCAUGUAUGAGUCCAAAGAUGUGCCCAAAGAGGCCACUCUUAUACAGACUGGAAUUGAUCCUGAUCUGGCUAUGGCCUGGGCAGCAGGUUUGGAAGAUGAUGUUUGGGAAAAUAAUGCACCAGCUGUGGACAAGGUAAAGGAUUUCCUUGCUGGUGCUGGAACUGAUGCUCCUGAUGUGGAUGAUGAGGAAUACAUGAACUCUAGGCCAUCGGUUGGUUACGAUGAUAUGUGGGCCAAGACAAUUCUCGAAACAUAUGAAGCAGAGGAUGAUGAUGGAAGGUCCUCUGGGGGAUCCUCUCCUGAGUCAACUGGUUCGGUAGAAACUUCCAUAUCGUCCCAUUUUGGUGGCAUGAACUAUCCAUCGUUGUUUAGUUCAAAACCAUCAGGAUAUGGAUCUUCACAACAAACGAUACGUGAAGAACCGCCAUCAUAUUCAACAUCGGUUCUACAGAAGCGCGAGUCAUUCGAAAACCCUGUUGCUGGGCGUGGAGGUCGAAGUUUUGGAUCCCAUGAGGAUGAAGACAGGAGUUCUGGGAACCCUCAAUUUGGGAAGGCCCUGUAUGACUUCACAGCAGGUGGCGAUGAUGAGUUGAGUUUAACAGCUGGAGAAGAUGUGGAAAUCGAAUAUGAGGUCGAUGGUUGGUACUAUGUAAAGAAGAAGAGACCUGGAAGGGAUGGAAAGAUAGCAGGUCUGGUCCCUGUUCUGUAUGUGAACUCGUGAUAGCUGUGAGUACUGUGACAUAAUACUACUCUUGAAAGCUGGUUGGGAGUAAACGGGCAUACAAAUGGCAUGCGGGGAGGUUCCUUAUGUGGUCUUUAGCCUUUUUUGAGCUCCUAGCAUUUCACAGGCACGUCCUUUUUGAAGGGCAACAAUUUCAACCAUCCUGAUGUUUGUAAGAUGCAGCAAGUUUGCUACUGGGUGUGUUUUCUUUGCCUCAUAAACACCACGAGUCUAUUCAAUUCAUUGUUUAUGUGUAGAUGUACACGUGCUUCAAGGUUUAUCCAUUUUUGCGUGCUAUUGUGCUCCGUCUGUUAUGAUUAUGACUGAAAGAUGCAGUUUACUCUAGUUCUUCAUCUAGGCAUUAUUUAGUCAAAUUGUUGAACUUUCGAAGAGGUUGUAAACUUCAGGCUGUAUCCCCCCGCCAUUAUUUCGGUCUUUGUUUAUGGUGAUUCAAUAGAAGUAAUAGGUCUCUUAAUUUCUGUAAAUUUUAUCAUGUGUGGAGUAUACUACAUGAAUACAUAUGAUAAUGAAAUGAUAAGCGUCGAUUAAUUUUCUUGCUCGCAAUAAUCCUCUUCUUUAGUAUGCUCUGUUCUGGC
Messenger RNA from Oryza brachyantha (malo sina), 4211 nucleotides. RefSeq lists its product as uncharacterized. The transcript has 25 exons. Bases 106 to 3615 code for a protein of 1169 amino acids. Lineage: Eukaryota; Viridiplantae; Streptophyta; Magnoliopsida; Poales; Poaceae. The record is from RefSeq and is a predicted model, not a curated record. Gene Ontology annotation, molecular function: protein binding.